Molecule: messenger RNA, 1297 nt
Organism: Solenopsis invicta (red fire ant)
Lineage: Eukaryota; Metazoa; Arthropoda; Insecta; Hymenoptera; Formicidae
Gene: mRpL49
Product: probable 39S ribosomal protein L49, mitochondrial
Exons: 3
Coding region: 322-885 (187 amino acids)
Biological process (GO): translation
Cellular component (GO): ribosome; mitochondrial large ribosomal subunit
Molecular function (GO): structural constituent of ribosome
Source: RefSeq, a predicted model, not a curated record
GCUAACUGAUCUUUACAAUUAGCAUAACUCGCGCACGUUUAUCUACCUAUCGGAAUCGGCCUCGUUGUCUGCGUCGUCGUUGCGUUGACGUCGUCGUCGCCGUCAUUGUCGUCGUCGACGACGACAGCAGCAACGGUGGCCACGGGAACCCGAUACCCGGGCGAGAAAAACGAGUGUCGCGAUAGCGACGCGAAUUGGCACACGCGGUUGCGAGGAGAGAGCAGGAGAGAGCGCCGAGAGGGAGGACGCGCCCGUCGCCUGUCGUCGAACGGUGCGCAUCAAUGGCGGCUGUGCCGACCCUUGUUUACCAAAGUCCCCAAAAUGGCCGCCCUUCGUCAGAUUUUCGCACGCGGUAACCUCGCCGCGCUCUCGAUUCCCGUAGCCCGACGACCACUGAAUCGUUUAGCACCCUUGAUCCCUCAGAUUCAACAGAGAUGGAGUAGCUACAAAUCCUCCUCCAAAUAUACAACGCCGGAAGAUUAUACAGAUUACGACAUUACAAAAGAUCCAAACGAAUGGAAAUAUGUAGAGCGUGUACUUGGAUACAAAAUUAUACCCAAACCUCCCACUGGAAAUGUCAAACUCCCAUCUGGCUAUAAAUUAGCAUCUGCUGCUCCUACAAAUUAUCCCUAUUUCAUAGAACGUACAAAAAAUUACAUGCAACCUGUAUAUUUGACUAGAAAUCCUAGGGGAUACAAAAAGAUUACAAAAAUUGCUAAAAUUCAAGGAGAUAUAUGGGCAUUGGAACGUGAUAUGAAACAAUAUGUAGAGGAAUGUAUGAAAAAGAAAAUUGCUAGUCAAAUACAUGAAUUUGCAGGUGUAAUUAAAUUUAAAGGUGACUGUGUUAAUCGUGUUAAAGAGUGGAUGGACAUGAAAGGUUUCUAAAAAUUUAAAAAUGUCUUCAUAAUAAGCUGUACAUUAUAAAUAUACAAUAAACAUUGAAUCUUUGUUACAAAACAUGUAUUUAAUAGACUUGCAAAAUUAUUCUAAUAAGUCGCAUAAAAUGAUUUACAGCUCUUGUUUAAAUAAAAAGUUAAUUCUUCAUACUCUUUGACUACAUGAAAUUUAAAAUUUUGUCUGUUGAGAAGAUAAAAGGCGUUUCUCGGGGCUUUAACAAUAUUCAAUUUAUUUCUGGAAAAAUAUACGUCUAUAUCGACAUCAAAAAAAUUUAUCCAUACAUUUUUUUUUAAUGUAGUUUCAAACAUGUGUUAAGUACAUAUAUAUGUCUAUAACGAUUCUUAAUUUAUGAUGUAAAUAUUUUAUAGAUAUAGAUAUAAUAAAAAUAUUUUCAUGCAAA